AAACCCUCCUUGGUCUUACCGAACUCGUGGUAAACAAUAAACAUAUGUAAACAAACGCAUGCGAGAUGGGGUUUCGCGUUCUGGAGUUAUUCAGCGGUAUCGGUGGAAUGCAUUAUGCGUUUCAAUGUGCACAACUUGAGGGUGAAGUUGUGGGCGCCAUGGAUGUAAACACGGUGGCCAAUGCCGUCUAUGCGCACAAUUUUGGUCAAAAGACUGUAAAAACGCGAAAUAUUCAAAGCCUUACCGAAAAGGAAGUCACGAAAGUUAACGCCAAUAUGAUUUUAAUGUCGCCGCCUUGCCAACCACACACUCGUCAAGGAUUGCAGAAAGACACAGAGGACAGGCGAUCUGACGCACUUACUCACCUUUGUGCUCUCAUUCCGGAAUGCAAAACCCUACAGUACAUUCUCAUGGAGAAUGUCAAGGGAUUUGAAUGCUCCCAGGCAAGAAAUCAGUUUGUGGACGCUCUGGAAAAGGCGGAAUUCUAUUGGAGAGAGUUCAUAUUGACACCCACCCAGUUUAACGUCCCCAAUACGAGACAUCGCUACUAUUGCAUCGCCCGCAAGCUCCAGGACUUUGAAUUUCCGGGUGGGAAGAUCUGGGAGGAGAUGCCUGGACUUAAAGCUGAUAGACAGCCUUCUACGAAAAUCUCAGAAAUAGUAGAAGAGGAUGUAGCGUCGAACUUCCUGGUUCCAGAUGAUGUUUUAACUAAAAGAGUCCUUGUUAUGGACAUAAUUCAUCCCACACAAAGUAGAUCCAUGUGCUUCACCAAGGGUUACACCCAUUACACUGAAGGAACAGGAUCCGCAUAUACACCGCUCUCGGAGGAGGAAUCACAUAGAUUAUUUAAAUUGCUCGAGGAUACUGAAGAUGCGGAAGCCCGAUUGAAGUUGCUCCACCAAAUAAAAUUGCGGUACUUUACGCCGCGGGAGGUUGCACGUCUGAUGAGUUUUCCCGAGGAAUUCACUUUUCCGGGCGAGACGACGAAUCGACAGAAAUAUCGCCUGCUUGGGAACAGCAUUAAUGUUAAAGUAGUAGGCGAAUUAAUAAAGUUGCUAACCACUAUUUAAAAUAUAAUUUUUGUAAAUACAUAAUUUUGUAUAUUAAAUAUUUGA
This is a messenger RNA of Drosophila ananassae, 1115 nucleotides long. RefSeq names its product tRNA (cytosine(38)-C(5))-methyltransferase (gene Mt2). Lineage: Eukaryota; Metazoa; Arthropoda; Insecta; Diptera; Drosophilidae. The coding region runs from base 66 to 1070 and encodes 334 amino acids. The transcript is spliced from 2 exons. Gene Ontology annotation, molecular function: methyltransferase activity. The record is from RefSeq and is a predicted model, not a curated record.